AUGUCGGUGGUGUGGCGCUUGCCUCCCGAGGAGGUGAGCCAAGUGCAGCAUCCAAACUGCAUCACAAGUGGCCCCUUCGAGUUUUUGGACAAGUUGGUGCAGGUCGACCUCUUUCGUCCCAAGAGCCACGGAAAUCCUCACGACAUCCGCAUCUUUUCCGAUCAACAGCUAACGCUUCGCUGUAUUGGGCGCUUCUUCGAGCUGGCACGCAUUCGAGGGGAUGGCGGCAAGCCUUCGAUGUCUGAAAGCAUUGGUCAGUUUCAGUGGUCCGGCGGCGGCUUCUUCCAUUUGGCCCCGGGGCUCAUUGAGAUCACCUUGCAUUUUGGAGUUGAGCAGGUGGCCGACCCGCUGGUAAAGCAGGCUUUGCAGAUGCAGAGCACUUCCUACGAUGUGGUUCUACCUUUCAACUCUCUGGCCAAGUUCUUGGAGACCAGGCACAUCAGUUUGCUACAGAAGGCGACGUCGGAGUUGGACAUCGGAAAGAAGCAAAGCGUCAGAGUGAUUGCAAUCGUCGGCUUGUUCGAGAAAGGUAAAACCUGGCUCAUCAACAAGCUCUUUGGGAUUAACUUGCCUUCUGGCACGCUCCACGAAACAGAUGGUUUGAGCUUCCUCUGGAUCCCGGAGCGACGAAUGUUGCUGAUCGACUCGGCCGGAGUGCAAAGUCCAGUCGCCUAUUGUUCCCAGACCGGCGAGGGGAGCGAGCAGUCAGUUGAUGAUGCUCUCUUCGAUGCGAAGUCCACUGAGUCUUUCCUUUUCGACAUGAUCUCUCGCAUGGCAUCGCACAUGGUGUUCGUUGUCAACAGCUUCACGUCUUUGGAGCAGCAGUACGUAGAGAUGCUGCGCAGGAAGUACGUGGCAAGACAGGUGCACAAAGAGCUCAUUGUUGUGCACAACAUGAUCAACGUCAAAGACGCCGAAGUGGCUCACCAGCUCUUUGAGAAGCAAGUCACCACAUGCUACAGCGGAGACCUGUCCACCAUGGGGCAGUUGAUCUUCACAGCAAAGAAAGACAAAGGUCCACCCGUUCACCACAUCGGGCUCUGCUACGAGUCUAGUCCGGCUGGGGACGCUUUCAACGACAAGAACCGGCAGUACCUCUUGCAGAGCCUAGAGCACAGGGAAUCGGAGACGGAGAUGGUUCUUCAAGACCAGCUGCGCGAACACCUCUCCGAGCUUCUGAAGAUGUUCGUCAGCACCGAGAUUCCCGAACAAGCAGCCGCAUCAGAACGUGCUUUUGGCAUCGACUUUCGUCCCGGUUCUGAGUUAACUUCGUCAGCAGAGGAGCAGAUGCCCAAAGGCUACGUGUGCGGCGGGGUCUUUUCUUUGCAGCUUGACAAAGGAGCCGAGCCGAAGAUGAGGACUCGUGGGGUGAUCUCACCGCUGGGCGAACUGAUAGGCUACGAUGCAACGUUUGAGCCCAAUGUCAAUGUGUAUGAAGAGACGACCGAUGCUGGGGUCCAGCGCAAGAUCCUGAUCGAGUGCCCCGGUGUUGCGAUGGAAGACAUCGAGCUGGACGACGAGAGCCUUUCUGCAGGGUUCCAGCUCGCUAUCACCAAGCGCGCCCUAAUCGACGAGCAAGCGGUUCGUAAGGUGGACGGGUGGCCCUUCCGGCAGCAGCAGGGGAGGUGGGAGCGAGCCUUUCUGGUGGAUCUGACAGCUGGGAAGUUCGAGGAUCCCGUCAUGGAGCUGAGGCAGGACGGCAUCCUGGAGAUCACCAUGAAGAAGAAGCAGAAGAAGGGAAUCGCUCGGCUCGGGUAUAAAUCCGAUCGCGUGGGCCCUGCGGCCGCACCCUCGGAAUCCGCAGCAUCGUCCUGGAUUCCGGUCUCUGUGCAGGGACAGCAGCAGGAAAGUCCAGAACAGUUGGGCACUGCGGGCGUCUAG
Symbiodinium necroappetens is the source of this 1881-nucleotide messenger RNA. The record is from the annotation of a GenBank genome assembly. NCBI's taxonomy places the organism in Eukaryota, Dinophyceae, Suessiales, Symbiodiniaceae.